CUUGUGCCGACGCGACGCGCGUCCCCAUUCACUUCCCCACUACUGUGGUUUGACUUUUCACACAAAAAUGAAUAACAAGCUUCGGAUAUUCGCAGGAGAAAUUUCUCGGCAUCAUCUACAUCUGUCAGCUCGUAAAGUUCAAUCUGCAAAUUCAUUGAUUUUCGCGUUUCACGGUUGUCUGAAGCCUGAUUUCUGAAAAUACACAGUAGUAAUCCAAGAGCUUGCAAAAGUAGCUGUUUCAGCAUCCUAACGCACACAUAUUUUUUCACACCUCUUCACGCCCUUUAAAAAUGGUUCUUAAAAUCCACGGCCAUCCGAUUUCUACCUGUACAGCUCGCGUUGCGGUGGUCUGCCACGAGAAACAGAUCCCAUACGAGUUCGUUCUUGUGGAUUUCGGGAAGGGUGACCAUAAAGCACCUGCGUUUACAGAACAUCAGCCUUUUGGACAGGUUCCUUAUAUUGACGAUGACGGCUUCAUCCUCUACGAAUCCCGUGCCAUUGCUCGGUAUUUAGCAGCCAAAUACCCUCAAAAGGGCCUCAAGCUUAUUCCCGAUCCGAACGACGUGAAGGCAGUUGGAUUGUAUGACCAAGCCGUGUCAGUCGAGACUGCCAAUUUCAGUACAAUCGCUGGGAGAGCCGUUUUUGAGAAUAUGUUUAAACAAAUGGUCACCGGACAACAACCCGAUCCAGUUGUCUUUAACGGGUUGAUUAAGCAGCUCGAGGAGAAGUUGAAGGUUUAUGAGGUGAUUCUUGGGAAACAGAAGUAUCUUGCAGGAGACGAACUCACGCUCGCCGACCUAUUUCACCUUCCCUAUGGCCACAGACUUGCAGCGUUUGGGAGCGAUGUCAUGUCCAGGCAGGGACCGAACGUAACGCGAUGGUGGAAUGACCUUUCUUCGAGAGAGUCUUGGAAGUUUGCUGAAAAGGGGGUUCCGUCAGGACUUGCCUGAAAUAUGAUGGGUGUCGUUGGACUGCACCGGUCGCCGUAUUCGGAACAUUUAGAGCAAUAUUGGGGAACCGAGAUACUUAUCGCAUAACAAGCCAAUUUAAAGCCUUGAAAUCCGAU
Marasmius oreades (fairy-ring Marasmius) is the source of this 1066-nucleotide messenger RNA. RefSeq lists its product as uncharacterized. Lineage: Eukaryota; Fungi; Basidiomycota; Agaricomycetes; Agaricales; Marasmiaceae. The record is from RefSeq and is a predicted model, not a curated record. Gene Ontology annotation, molecular function: glutathione binding; glutathione transferase activity. The transcript is spliced from 6 exons. Bases 291 to 950 code for a protein of 219 amino acids. Gene Ontology annotation, cellular component: cytoplasm.